Molecule: messenger RNA, 1458 nt
Organism: Cordyceps fumosorosea ARSEF 2679
Lineage: Eukaryota; Fungi; Ascomycota; Sordariomycetes; Hypocreales; Cordycipitaceae
Product: Folylpolyglutamate synthetase
Exons: 3
Coding region: 1-1458 (485 amino acids)
Biological process (GO): tetrahydrofolylpolyglutamate biosynthetic process
Cellular component (GO): cytosol; mitochondrion; cytoplasm
Molecular function (GO): tetrahydrofolylpolyglutamate synthase activity; ATP binding
Source: RefSeq, a predicted model, not a curated record
AUGCAGGAGACAUAUCAAGAGGCUGUCAAGCUGCUUCGGAGCCAGACCCGGCUCGCCAAAGCGACGACCAAGCCGGACGAGCCGCGGCUCAACAUCCCCAACAACUAUGGCAUGAUCGAGUGGCUCGCGCAGUUGGGACAUACAGUAAGCAGCGACUUUAUCCGCAGCGUAGAAAUACAUCCUAAAUACCAGCACCGCUCCCAGGACCUCGAUGCACUCAACGUCAUCCACAUCACCGGGACCAAAGGCAAGGGCAGCACUGCCGCCCUAACCGCCUCCCUCCUACGGGAGCACUUUGCCCGCACCGGCCAGCGCGUGCCCGUCGGCCUCUACACCUCUCCGCACGUCCUGACCGAGCGCGACCGCAUCCGCGUGGACCUGGCCCCCGUCUCCGAGGCCGACUUUGCCUCUGCCUUCUUCGAGGUGUGGCACAAGCUCCGCGCGGAAGAAGCAGCAGACAGUAGUUACCGCCCCGGCUACCUCCAGCUCCUCACGCUGCUCUCCGUGCACAUCUUCAAGAAACGGCGCGUCGGCGUCGCCGUCUACGAGGUCCACGCGGGCGGGCGCAAGGACGCGACCAAUAUCUUCCGCAGGCCGCUCGCCUGCGGCUUUGCGCGCAUCGGCUUGGACCAUGCGGCGCUGCUCGGGCCGGGCGUCGACCGCAUCGCCUGGCACAAAAGCGGCAUCAUGAAACCCGGCCGGCCGGCCUUCACGGUCCCGCAGGACGAGGUCCCCGCCGAGGUCCUCCGCCAGCAGGCCGAAGAGAUUGGCGCGCCGCUGCACGAGGUCGUCGGUGGCGCGGAGGACUCGUCAUCGGGGGUGAGGCAGCGCGCGCAGAGGGAGAACGCAGCGCUGGCGAUUGCGCUGGCCAACGCCGCCCUGGAGGAGCGCGGGGACGAGGGGCUGUCGGAAGCGGACAUUGAGAAUGGCAUCGCGCGGUGCGAGUGGCCGGGGCGGUUCCAGUAUCUGCACAGGGACCGGGUGCACUGGUUCCUCGACGCAGCGCACAACGAGCUCAGCCUCCCGGUGGCGGUCGACUGGUUUCAGGAAGAGUCGCGGGCGGUGCGGAAGGUGCACGCAGACAGGCCCUGUCGGCGGGUGCUCGUCUUCGGGCACGCCUCGGAUCGCAGCACGGAGCGCCUCGUGGACGUGCUGCUGGAGUCUGCCUCACAGUAUGACCUGGCUUUUGACCAGGUAAUACUAUCAUCAUAUAAUCGCUACGACAUUCCGAUACCGGAAUCCGUGGCCUCGGAGCAGCUCGAGUUUUGGAAGUCGCGCAACCUCCAAGUACCGAUACAGCAUGCCAUCACUGCCGAUGUAGCCAUCGACAUGGUCAAGGAGCUGCAAAAAAGCUCGCCUAAUACGCAUUUGCAGGUUCUCAUCACAGGGUCGGCCCACCUCGUUGGCCAGUCUCUAGGCGCUCUGGGCGGCGACGAGCUCGUCAUGAGAACAUACUAG